AUAAAAAAUCAUAAUUGGAAUCCUUUUUGCCAUUACCCCUUCCUUCCUCUACUGCUCUUCCUCGAUUCCUCUUGGAGGCCAAGUCACCUGAGAGAAGCUUCUGUCCCUCGGCGCGCUCCGUAGAUAAGCGAACCCUCAUUGGCUGGGUGCACUCACGUCUUAGUAUAGUGCUGCCGCGUUUUUCAGAGGAGUGUGCGUUUAGAGUUCCAAUUUUUGGUGGUCGUCCCAGUCCAGGCUGUCGGAACAAAUGGCUGAGAAACCGCUGCGUCUCUUGGCUUGUGGAGAUGUUGAAGGAAAGUUUGAUGUUUUAUUCAACAGAGUUCGAGCAAUUCAGAAGAAAAGUGGAAACUUUGAUCUGCUGUUGUGUGUAGGAAAUUUCUUUGGCUCCACUCCAGAUGCUGAAUGGGAGGAGUAUAAAACUGGCAUCAAGAAAGCUCCUAUUCAGACAUAUGUACUGGGUGCUAAUAACCAGGAAACAGUGAAAUACUUCCAAGAUGUUGAUGGGUGUGAGUUAGCUGAAAACAUUACUUAUCUGGGUCGUAAAGGCAUCUUCACUGGAAGCUCGGGGCUGCAGAUUGUGUACCUCAGUGGGACAGAGUCCUUAAAUGAGCCGGUCCCAGGUUACAGUUUCAGUCCCAAGGAUGUGUCUUCCGUGAGGACAAUGCUGUGUUCAACAUCGCAGUUUAAGGGUGUUGAUAUCUUGCUCACAUCCCCAUGGCCCAAAUAUGUGGGAAACUUUGGGAAUUCUUCUGGAGAAGUGGAUACCAAAAAAUGUGGCUCCGCUUUGGUCUCCAGUCUGGCCACAGACUUGAAACCAAGAUACCAUUUUGCUGCUUUGGAAAAGACCUAUUAUGAGAGGCUUCCCUAUCGAAACCACGUCGUUCUACAGGAAAAUGCACAGCAUGCCACCAGGUUCAUAGCUCUGGCGAAUGUUGGAAAUCCAGAAAAGAAAAAGUAUCUUUAUGCAUUCAGUAUUGUUCCCAUGAAAGUAAUGGAUGCAGCGGAACUGGUCAAACAGCCUCCAGAUGUUACUGAAAACCCUUACAGGAAAUCUGGGAAGGAAGCAUCCAUGGGAAAGCAAAUUCCUGCCCCUGAGGAAGAAUCAGCCUGUCAAUUUUUCUUUGAUUUAAAUGAAAAGCAGGGAAGGAAGCGUUCAUCUACAGGUAGAGAUAGCAAGUCUUCUCCUCAUCCAAAGCAGCCUCGCAAACCUCCUCAGCCUCCAGGACCCUGCUGGUUUUGCCUUGCCAGCCCUGAAGUGGAAAAGCAUCUGGUGGUCAACAUCGGCACACACUGCUACCUUGCCCUGGCCAAAGGAGGCUUGUCUGAUGACCAUGUCCUCGUCCUGCCCAUUGGCCACUACCAGUCAGUGGUGGAGCUUUCAGCGGAGGUGGUAGAAGAGGUGGAGAAGUAUAAGGCGACACUGAGGCGGUUCUUUAGGAGUCGGGGGAAACGGUGUGUUCUCUUUGAGAGAAAUUAUAAGAGCCAUCACCUUCAGCUACAGGUCAUUCCCGUGCCAUUCAGCUGCUGCAGUACAGAUGACAUUAAAGAUGCCUUCAUUACCCAGGCAGAGCAGCAGCAGAUUGAGCUGUUGGAAAUCCCAGAGCACGCUGACAUCAAGCAGAUUGCACAGCCAGGAGCAGCAUAUUUUUAUGUUGAACUUGACACAGGAGAGAAGCUUUUCCAUAGAAUUAAAAAGAAUUUUCCUUUACAGUUUGGAAGGGAGGUACUGGCCAGUGAAGCCAUCCUUAAUAUUCCUGACAAGUCUGACUGGAGGCACUGUCAGGUCAGCAAGGAAGAGGAGGAGAUGCUGGCUCGCCGCUUCCGGAAAGACUUUGAGCCCUUUGACUUCACUCUGGAUGACUAAGCAAAGGGAAAGGCACUUUAUGAACUUGACAGGAAGUAGUAGCUUGCUUUUUUAAAGGAACUACAGUCUCCCAUGGGGACUGUUUUUCUGCCUCUUUUUUGUGUAUUCCCAUGGAACCUGCCUGCAGCAAGAGGCCUAAGAUUGAGUAUUUUUUGAAAAUAUUUCUAGGAUGAAAAUCCUGUUAAAAUAAGCAUGUCUGUCAUCUAGCUCCAAGUACAGCGUAUGUUAAUCAACAUUUUCAAACACAUUAAACUAUUAAAAUCCAAAUGCUUUUCCAUGGUUGGGAAGUAUCUUAUGUUCAUGUUACCUGUACCAUUAAA
This is a messenger RNA of Zalophus californianus (California sea lion), 2184 nucleotides long. It is a transcript of the gene CWF19L1, whose product is annotated as CWF19 like cell cycle control factor 1. The record is from RefSeq and is a predicted model, not a curated record. The transcript has 14 exons. Bases 248 to 1864 code for a protein of 538 amino acids. Gene Ontology annotation, biological process: mRNA splicing, via spliceosome. Gene Ontology annotation, molecular function: RNA lariat debranching enzyme activator activity. Lineage: Eukaryota; Metazoa; Chordata; Mammalia; Carnivora; Otariidae. Gene Ontology annotation, cellular component: post-mRNA release spliceosomal complex.